UUCUGAUGGAUAUGGUGGAGCUUCUUCACCUCGCAUAGCCAUGUCCUUCCACGACGGUCCCCAUAAGUUACUAUUUCUCUAUUCAACAGGUAACUUUGCGCCUAUCGCGGCUUGCCCAAGAAGGACUGAUCUCCUAUAACAUUGUCAAUGUACGGGCCGGCCAAAAACCCGAUUUCGCACGAUCUGCUUCGGAUCAUGGCCUACUUUAUCAGAUAAGGAACCAGAUCAUUAUCAGAGGACAUCUCUACCAUAUGGCUGGCAGAAAAGAAGGUGCCACAUAAGCUGCACUCCUUCUAUCCACCAUGGAGGAUAACAAGAGCAUUUCCAGCGAGGCGCCGCACCUUUGCGCUGAGGAGGUUGUCGCGCACAGCGGUGUUGCGAAGAUUAAAGCUACACAUAAGGUGUACGGCAAGUACUCCAAGUGGUUCCUGUUCGUUGGGUUUGUUUGUCCGUACAUCUAUUCUCUCGAUGGUCAGACAACUUGGGCGGACCUUGCAUUCGCGGCGUCUUCUUUGAACAACCACAGUCUUAUUAGUACGAUCCAGGUCGCCCAGUCUAUCAUCAUUGCAUGUGGGAAACCUGUCAUUGCCAAGGUCGCCGAUGUUCAAUCAAGAGGAGCAGCAUACGUUACAGUUUUAAUAUUUUAUGUCCUCGGUUACAUCGUCAUUGCAAGCGCCCAUAGCAUCCAAACAAUUGCCGGAGGCAUCAUCUUAUAUGCUAUUGGUUACACAGGCCUCCAGCUACUCACCCAAAUCAUUAUCGCUGACAUAACUACCCUUCAAUGGCGUGGUCUUGUAUCCGGAUUGAUGUCCCUCCCGUUCAUUAUCAAUGCCUUCAUCUGCAGUAACAUCAGCACGCAGGUCCUCAACGGCGCUGGGUGGAGAUGGGGAUAUGGGAUGUUCGCGAUCUUGAUUCCCACAUCCUUGGCUCCGCUCGUUGUUACGCUCGUCUUGGCAGAGAGGAAAGCAAAGAGACUUAAUUUGGUGUCAGAAAAGCCUGUCGAGGAUGCGCGAAAGGACAAACCUUUCGACAAGAAAGUGCUCGACCUUGCCUCUCAGCUCGACAUCUUCGGCUUGGCGCUCAUAGGAACAAGCGUCGCAUUGAUCUUGCUCCCAUUUACGCUAGCAGAUAAUGCGAAAGGGGAAUGGCACAACCCAUCAAUGAUCGCUAUGGUGGUUAUUGGCUGUGUCCUUUUCCCUCUCAUCGGUCCUUGGGAGUUCAAGUUUGCCAAGUUCCCGGUGAUUCCGUUGAGGUACGUCAAGAACAAGAGUGUCGUGGGUGCAAGUUUGAUUGGAUUCUUUGAUUUUAUCCUGUUCUAUCUCACAUAUUUGUACCUCUAUUCUUUCGUUCUAGUCGUGAAACGAUGGUCCUUGAUCGAUGCAACCUACUUCAUCCAGACGCAAUCCGUGGGGCUGACAUUCUUUGGCAUUUGUACUGGUGUAGCCAUGCGUUAUUUCCAUCGAUACAAGCUUAUGUUGAUCAUCGGUCUAUGCAUCCGGUUGCUUGGCGUCGGUCUCAUGGUUCACUCUCGCGGUGUCAACGCAUCAGACGCAGAGAUUGUUUGGACUCGAAUCCUCCAAAGCGUGGGCGGCGGCAUGGCAUCCGUCACGAUCCAGGUAGCUGCUCAAGCCAGCGUUCCGCAUAUCGAUGUUGCCAUGUUAACUGCAGUCUUUCUUCUCUUGACUGAGAUCAGGGGAGCCAUUGGAAGUGGAAUUGUUCACCUUCUCGUCGAUGGCUGCACGGUAUUCAUCCAUUUAUUUUCAGCAUAUUCCGAUGUUAUGAAAGUCAUGCUUAUCGUGGCUGUCGUCCUCAGUGUUGUGCUUUUGAUAGUGGCAUUCUUUAUGCCAAACUGGCACCUCGGUGAUAUACAGAAUGCAGUCGAUCAUGAACAAUUGGAUGGUGAGAAGAGUCCGGAGGACCAGAAGGCCUAA
Guyanagaster necrorhizus is the source of this 1931-nucleotide messenger RNA. RefSeq names its product drug:h+ antiporter. Gene Ontology annotation, molecular function: transmembrane transporter activity. Lineage: Eukaryota; Fungi; Basidiomycota; Agaricomycetes; Agaricales; Physalacriaceae. The transcript has 13 exons. Gene Ontology annotation, cellular component: plasma membrane. The coding region runs from base 303 to 1931 and encodes 542 amino acids. Gene Ontology annotation, biological process: transmembrane transport. The record is from RefSeq and is a predicted model, not a curated record.